This is a messenger RNA of Hyalella azteca, 3593 nucleotides long. RefSeq lists its product as uncharacterized. The record is from RefSeq and is a predicted model, not a curated record. The transcript has 7 exons. Bases 417 to 1514 code for a protein of 365 amino acids. NCBI's taxonomy places the organism in Eukaryota, Metazoa, Arthropoda, Malacostraca, Amphipoda, Hyalellidae.
CAGAAAACUCCUGCCAAAGUCAUGUCCUGAAAGUAUCGGCAGUAAUCCUUAUUAGCGGGGGCUUUGAACUUUCCCAAAGCUGAUCCAUCUCACCAGAAGAGUUUAAGCUGACGCGUGUUAGAUCGUGACAGUUUCUCCUCACAGGUUAUAUUUGGCAACGUGUCCAUAACGAAAUCAGUCGCGCCUAUCAACGAAACAGAAACUAUGCUUUGAUGAACAUACAAAAAUUAUUUUAAUUUGAUCAUUUCGACUAUUUAUAUCGAAAUAUUUUCCUUGAAGCGAAACACAGUAUUUUCGAUUAAAAACCAAUAAUCUUCUUCCUGCCAAUUCAGUUAAAGAUUAAUUUAUGUUGAUACAUUCAAACAAGAAAACAGACUAUAGCUAAUUAUUUGAAACUUCAGUCAAGAGAGCACAGAAUGAUGACAUUGAACUGCAGAGUGACUCACUCUCCUGUUCAGUUCGUGCGACCGAUCCUCUACUUAUGCGCGGCGGGAAUCAUCUUGAAUACCGCCUCGGCGACAAACGGAGUUGGAGGUGUCCAGCACGCACCCAUCACAGCGCUGCUGCCUCCACCAGCACCCUUGAGAGAUGGCUCAUCGCGACCGUACGCACUGACUUCCAUUGCGUCUGGGUCGAGGUCGUCACCAUUUGAUACGACUUUGUUCAAGUACACAGGCGGGACACAUAUCUGGCCUCCUGGGUAUUUCCAGGGCGAAGAAGCAGGCGACGCAGGGAGCUUAGUCGUUAGAAAUGGCGGGAUGGCUGGAGUUGGUGAAGGAGGAGGGAUAAGUGGAAGUACGUACGGCGGAGGUGGAGGAGAAGAAGAACUGAAAGGUGAAAGAGGACCCAACGUAGAAGAAAUUGGCAGUCCAUACGCAAGUGGAGGGGUAGAAGGCUUCAGGCAUUACGGGGAGAGAGGAGUGGCACCAUUUGGAAAUGGCGAAGAUUUUGGCUUUUCACGAGUAGGUUUACCGAGCCGCAUGGGCUCCAGAGCCGAAGAUUGGUCUACGGGACCCGAAGGUGUUCGGCUUCUGAAAGCUCUGCUGCGUGUUUUCCCAUUGGCAAAUGACGAAGAGUUUAUGGAAUCCAGAGAGCAGGCAGCGCAAGGGGGAACUUCAAAUGCAAAUGAGCAAGGCUUGGACUCCACUGAGAUGAACGAAGACGAACAACAACCAAGCCGGUAUCCCAACAACGAAGAAUCGAACCAAAUUCAGCCAAAACUUCAGUCAAGCGAUUACAAAUCCUUCCAAACGGCGGGCUCGUUCCAGAAGGCUCAGCUAGCAGAACACAAUCUUGAGCAGAUGGAGCCGCUGAAGCAGCUCGAGGAGCCGAGUGUCAAGCGUGGUUUCUACGACACAAUUGCAGGCGUGAAGAAUUGGUUUGGCAACAACAACCAUCUGCGCCACAGACCGGUUGUCAACCGCAGAGCACCAGAGAGCAAGCACUACAGCUGCAUUAAGAACUGUAUACAAGGAGGCAAGCUGCACCCCAUACAGUGCCACACGCUCUGUUAAGCCGCGCCACAUUCCACCCAUUCUCGCCAGAGUUUACUGAAGUCUAUGAUGUGUAUAAAGAAAUAUGGGACUUGCUACAGGCGUUGACUGCACUCGACUUCAAAGCAGGCUUUUCUGGUCCAGAAAUUUUGCCAACGAAAUGGAGUAUUAAUCGAGUAUCCUGCUGUUUGGAAAUCCCUCUUGUGGUUACUUUUUCGUAUGUUUCAAUAAUGCAAUCCUAGUAAGAAAAACAUUAGGAAAUUAUAUCAUAAAUUUUUCGCAAGUAGAAAUUUUUAAAUUGAAAGCAUUCUAUACGAUUGUUCAAUAUUUCCAUUAAUGUUGAAUUUAAAGUGCUUGAAAAUUUCAUCACACAUGACAAUAAGUAGUUAAGCUCACUAGGAAAAUCCACGACCAUUAGUCAGUUGAAUGCGGAGCCAACACACGUCCCUAUUUAUCAAAUUUUCAUCGCAUUCGGGAAGAUCAACAUUCACAGCUGAUCUGAAAAUUACAAUAAAAAGCUGGAAUUAGCGCCCUAUAUGAGAGCGGCGUUUUUAAAUUUGAAAGGUGCUGGAAAUAAUCUGUUAAGUAUAAUCCGUUUAUUAAAGCUGCUGAACAUUACGUUGUGGAACUCUUCACGUUUCCAUAAUGCACGCAUCAAUCCAUUUUAUGUUCAAUGUUUCUGUAAACAAAUUAUUACCAUUUGGUCAAGUGACAAUUUUUUACUUAUAAUUAAUACAUGGCAUUAAGUCAAUAAAUCACACAAUAAGCUAUACAACGAAAACGCAGUCAAAUUAAUAAAUAACUGGCGGAACAACCCUACGAUUGACAAUAAUGACAAGGACUCUUUUAAGAAAAUUAUGUCGCCGUUUAAAACAUUCCUUGGUAUAGGGAUGGAAGCUGAAAGUUAGCAUGCUUUAUGCAUUAUUUAAUAAAAACAUUAUUUACCUUUAUACUCUCAGUCGCUAAUAAAAAGAAGUUCUUUUUUUUGCCAUGAUCAUGAUCACAGCAUGUUCGGUUUAAAAGUAAUCAGGGUGUUAAGUUUGAAUCAAUUGCUAAUUAAGAUUUUUUCCGUCUUUUUAAAAAAGAGAAUAUUCUUGCGGUUUUGCUGCGUCUCCAACUGUUGAAGAAUUAACAGUAGAGAAAGGCAGGUUCAUUCCUUCUUGCUGGUAUUUUCCCUGAUCCUGAACCUUACAUAUAGAACAUUACAUUUUUUUAUAACUCUCAUGCAUUGAUCACUUCUAAGAUUUUACUAUUUUUUGGCCGACAUCGUAAAUUUCAAAAUAUACCAUUGAGAUAAGCAAAUAAAUGAAUAUUUUUAAUGAACAAUCUCAUUAGAAUAUUCACGAAGCUUUUAGAUCCUCUUCAAAGGAAAUCUUUUUGCCCACAUGACUCAGGUACUAUAAACACAAUUAAAUUAAUCCAGUUAAAACUCAAAUGAUACAUAAAGCAACACAGGAAAUUUUUACCGAUUGGAAGCGGUCAAUCAAAGUAUCAAAUUGAAACACAGUUGAAUGAAUUACAGUAAAGUUGAAACACAAUUGUGUCAAAUCCUCAUUCACUCUUUAGGAAAACUUAUACGCAAAUUCAGAACGCAAUCAAAUAAACACGAAUAAUUUUCUAGGGAUAAAUGUUAAAGCUAAAAGUGAACAAAACAAAAAAUAAGGCUUCGAAUUAAACCUUCCUUUCACUGUAUAUCGUAAUGUUCUGUUAAGUAGCUCAAGAUUAUAGAUAUUUCGUCGCGUUUUAAAACCACUUUGGUUUCAUUUCGGUCGGUGAUUGAGAUCAGCCAAAAUACACGGUUUAAGUAAUUAUUUAAAAAAUAUGAAACGCUUAAUGUAUUCAGGCCCUCAAAUGUUAAAUUUAUAAUGUGUUACAACCUCGUACAUUCAUUAUGAGCUUUGAAAUUCACAUUCAAAAAUAAUGUUUUCAGUCCAAGGCAAUAAAAUCUAGCCGCUGUACUACAAACACAAGUUGGUAGAAUUACAGAGCACUAAACCAUUGAAUACAAGUAAAUGACUUGAACCUUCCCUGCCAAUUGUGUAGGCAAAGUUCCAAUAAAUAUUAUAGUAAGUGUGAAGAAUGGAUAAUACAUAUGCUGCA